CUCGCGGUGAACGCGGUGAAUGGAGUGACUCUCGACGAAAGACGAAGGAAGUUCGAUCUGGAGGAUCUACGUCUACGCUACAGGAUUUUCCAAUCGUGUUUUCCAGUUCAAGAAACUUUCGCAUUCGGUUAUCACGAAGCAUUUUUCUUGAAAAUGUAAAGUGCGAAAUCGCAAUCUAAUCUUGCGAUGUACUUUUCCACCACAUUAUAUCCAGGACAAUUUUAGCUCUCUUUAACGAUUUGCGGUAUUGUAUGAAUUGUGUCGCCGAUGUGAAACGAGUGUUUUACUUAUCACGAACGAUUCCGGGAGCAUGAAACGAUCGCAUGACUUCGAAGUGUCAGUGAAACAAGAGUCUGGACAUUAAAAUCUUGACGAACUCAGAGGCAUUGUUCUACCCUUAUCUGUGAAGCCGUCGGCGGUGCAAUUGUGGAUAGCCCGACUGGUGAUUGGGUACAGCUGCAUCGGGUAAAUGCAGCGGCAACGGCCGACGCCUUUAUGAAUUACGUGGACAGGUCCAGGAUGGUCUCACACAUCAUCCCUGUUUCUGGGGAGCUGCAGCAGGGAAAUGGGAAUCUGGGCUCUGCAGGACUCAGCAGUAUGCAGGACUCUCCUCAUUCGCUGAAGAUCAAACAGGAGCCAUUUCAGCUGUCUCCGCCGUCACCUCUGCCGCCUCUUCAUCAAGUGAGCGGUUUCGUGUCCGACCUGCAGAGCGGAUGUAUCGGCGGCAACGCGAAGGACCUCGACUCCUCGUCAAUUCCUAAUAGCUUGGGCCGAGGUUUAACGUCGCAUCAUGUCUCCCUGAGCCACCAUCAUCACCACCAUCAUCAUCCCCAUCACAGUUUGCACAGCCCCAGCUCCGUGGUUCCCAUGCACACCACCACUACCACCACCACCGCUGGCUCGACACACCAUCACCUGGAUGACAAGGGCUCGUCGCCCGUGGGCGCCCUUCAUAGUACGACCAAUAGCAAUCCUUCCACACCAUCCGCACCCUCCACGCCCACUGCAGCCACUACCGAUAAUACUGUGGCCAACGUCGCGACUGGCACGACCAACAGCACCAACGGUGGUUCCUCCGCUGCGAACAGCAAACCACCCUUCAGUUACGUUGCCCUAAUCGCCAUGGCGAUACAGCACAGUGAGCACAAGAGGGCGACCCUCAGCGAAAUUUAUACGUAUAUCACCGCCAAGUUCCCGUACUUUGAGAAGAACAAGAAAGGAUGGCAGAAUUCGAUCAGGCAUAACUUGUCGUUGAAUGAAUGCUUUGUCAAGGUGCCCCGAGAAGGUGGCGGUGAGAGGAAGGGCAAUUUCUGGACGCUCGAUCCUCAGUACGAAGAUAUGUUCGAAAAUGGCAAUUACCGAAGACGAAGACGAAUGAAGCGUCCCUAUAGAAAUACUCCAUACCAUAAACCACUCUUCGGUGAUCCGUUCUCUGCUACGACUCACAUGCUAGGACCCAGGAACAUUUUCGGUCACUCACCCCCUUCGUACGCCCCCACUGCUUACACGCGAUACGAUACGAGUGCAUGGGGUCUCCAACAGUCGCAACUUUCAUAUAGCCAUUGCCAAUCGCUGCAGCCGCAAUUGCAGCCGAUGCAGUCGAUGCAAAUUCCAACUAUGAACGGCUACAGCCAACUGGGUACCUCGUUAAGUGAGUCACUAUUCUCGCACUUUGUACCUUCUUUUAUCGAGCGGGGUAAUGCUGAACGACCAGACAAAGCGUUUCAAGGCAAUUACCUGGAUGUUCCAGGUGGAACGACCGGAUCGCCUGGUUCCAUGGGCGGCGGCUCUUUCGGUAGCAGUUUCGCCACGUGCGGCAGGAGGCAUGAAUCCGCGAUGGCCACGGAUACAAUGCCUGGAAGAUGCUAUUGGCCCGAGAUGGUAAACGUGAAGGAAGAGCCCGGGACCAACACCGUGUCGACCAGCGGCGUCGGCGUUGGCGUCGGCGUUGGCGGUGUCGGCGUCGGCGUCCCGUCCGGCAUGAUGGCCUCCGCGGCAUCGUCAGGCGUCUCAACGACGGGAUUUCCGCCGAUGGAGUUCCAGACGCGUUCCAAGUGCUUUAUGUGAACACGAGAGGAACCACCACGUUAAAUAGCAGCGCGUGUUACGUGACGAAUCGACGUCAUGAGGAACGAGGGACGAUUCUACGUGAUCUAUCGCGCGGUGCGUUAGAUCGCAACGAGAUGGAUUCGCGAUUCGACGAACGGUGAGCGAUGCAUGAAAUGAUGCUCUGAACAUAUCUCUCGAUGACGCGGUAAUGCGGAUUAUAUUUAACAAAUAUUAUCGAAUAAUAUCUGAUAAUUGUUUAGCGAUGUUAUUGAAUGGUCGUUCGCGAAUCUAACCGCGCGGGGAAAUACAACGUAAACGUUUGUGAAACUCGUGUAAUUGCUAUUGUUGUGUUAAUUCGAUGUUAAAGGUACGUAUGUCGUGCGUCUUUACUGUGUAGGCUUGUUCACGUUCGUUAAAUACGUAAAGCGACACGCAAUACGGAGACAAUCGCAUGUAUUAUGCGAGAUAUUACGAUGCGAUACGACGAUUCUUUAGCGAUUCCGAAAUCUUUUUCAAAAGUGAAGGCCGCGAUCGCGCCUGUUGUGGUCCUGAUCGAUCGAAGACCGCCAUGUUGAUGAUGAAAACAGGAACGAUCGCGAAGAACGAUCUCUCGAUUUUAUCCUCAUUUUAUCGACGAUAUAAUAUGUUUGAAAAUACCUCUAUAUCUUCGCGCAUAUCGUUUUCGACUGCUAGACAGUAUUUAAAAUCCUGACGACAGGGCGAGAGGCGAAGAAAGUUUGUUCACAACGGGAAUGAGAUAUCGUUUCGAUUGCGAUAGAACAGAAAACGCGUUUAUUUGAAUCGAUCUAUCGACUCUAAUCAGUAUUCGCUCCGUUUCCUUAUUCGCGAAUCCAAUGUACAC
Messenger RNA from Atta colombica, 2911 nucleotides. Its product is annotated as forkhead box protein D1-like. Gene Ontology annotation, molecular function: DNA-binding transcription factor activity, RNA polymerase II-specific; RNA polymerase II cis-regulatory region sequence-specific DNA binding. The transcript has 8 exons. The coding region runs from base 496 to 2067 and encodes 523 amino acids. Gene Ontology annotation, biological process: cell differentiation; regulation of transcription by RNA polymerase II; anatomical structure morphogenesis. Lineage: Eukaryota; Metazoa; Arthropoda; Insecta; Hymenoptera; Formicidae. The record is from RefSeq and is a predicted model, not a curated record.